AUGUCUGACGACGUUAUUUGGCAAGUUAUAAACCACCAGUUCUGUGCCUUCAAGAUAAAGACAGAUAAAGAACAGAAUUUCUGUAGAAAUGAAUAUAAUGUUACAGGUUUUUGUUCAAGACAAUCAUGUCCAUUAGCCAAUGCAAGAUAUGCCACGGUUAAAAAUAUCGAAGGAAGAUUAUAUUUAUACAUGAAAACCGCCGAAAGAGCCCAUUUACCUUCUAAGAUGUGGGAAAGAGUCAAGUUACUGAAAAAUUAUAAUAAAGCAUUAGAACAAAUUGAUGAUCGAUUACAAUAUUGGCAAAAGUUUUUAAUUCAUAAAUGUAAACAAAGAUUAACCAGAUUAACUCAAGUAGCCAUAACGGAAAGAAGAUUAGCAUUGAGAGAAGAUGAAAGACAUUAUGUUGGAGUCAAACAUAAAGUUAAAAGAAGAGAAGAGAAUAGAGAAAGAAAAGCAUUAUCAGCAGCAAAGAUUGAAAAAUCUAUCGAAAAGGAAUUAUUAGAAAGAUUGAAGAGUGGUGCAUAUGGUGAUAAACCUUUGAAUGUUGAUGAUAAGAUUUGGAAGAAGGUAUUAAGUAAAAUGGAUAACCAACAAGAAGAUAUCGAUGAUGAAGAUGAUGUUGAUUUAGUCAGUGAAGAUGAAGAUGAAGAAAGUGAUGAAGGAGAAGUUGAAUAUGUUGAAGAUGAUGGAGAAGAUGAAUUAGUUGAUGUUGAAGAUUUAGAAAAAUGGUUAGAUGAUAGUUCUGAUGAAUCUGAAUCUGAAUCUGAAGAUGAUGACGAAAGUAACGAUAAUGAUAAGAAACGUAAAUCACAAGAUAAUAACAAUAAAAAGAAAAGACCAAGAGUGGAAAUUGAAUACGAACAUGAACCUGAAUCUACCUUACAAACUAAUAUCUUGUAUUAG
Yamadazyma jaroonii is the source of this 903-nucleotide messenger RNA. NCBI's taxonomy places the organism in Eukaryota, Fungi, Ascomycota, Pichiomycetes, Serinales, Debaryomycetaceae. The record is from the annotation of a GenBank genome assembly.